Molecule: messenger RNA, 1985 nt
Organism: Corvus hawaiiensis (hawaiian crow)
Lineage: Eukaryota; Metazoa; Chordata; Aves; Passeriformes; Corvidae
Product: V-type proton ATPase subunit S1-like
Exons: 10
Coding region: 103-1479 (458 amino acids)
Cellular component (GO): proton-transporting V-type ATPase complex
Source: RefSeq, a predicted model, not a curated record
GGCUGAAUCCGGCCAGCAGCAGCCCGAGCGGGAAGUGCAGCUGUGCACACGCUCGGGCUCUCCCGCUGCAGCUGGCAGUUCCGCAGGCCCUCGCCUGGAGCCAUGACUCGGCUCUGCCCUGCUGCUCCCGCCCGGCUGCUCUGCACCCUUGCUGUGCUGCUCAGAACCUCUCUGGCAGUGGAUCAUGUGCCGAUGCUGCUUUGGUCAACUCAGAGAUCUCAGUGGAAUCCAGGCCCUGCUACGCACAAAGGACACAUUGUCUCAGCACAGGAGCUGAUGGAAUUCUUGCAACCUCUUUUUACCCAGAACUCCAGAAACCUCGUCUUGUUCCUGCAAGACAGGCUUAGCAUAGAUGAUUUCACAUACUUCAGUGAAUCCUAUGGCAACAAGAAUCCGUUUCAAAAUGUUCAGGAAAUUCUUCAGUCUUCUCCUUCAUCUUUAGUUUUGCCAGCUGUUGACUGCAAGGCUACCAAGUAUCUCCUGAGCGUUCUUCAAGAAUCGAGAGAUUGGAGGUUGACACAUGUAACUAAUCUCAAUGUCUCUCUCCUGGAAGUGAAUGCAUCUAACCCUAACUUACUGGUGGUUCAGCUGCAACCACUUGCCAGUGGUUUAAAAGACAUUUCCACCCUGGAAGCAAUUGCUGAAAAUGACAAAAUGAUUGGAAGAGUGACCAUGGAUCUGCAGGAACGAGGGGUUCAUUUUUCAGUAAUUUAUACUGCAGUGAGACCUUCAAGGAUUUCUAGAAGAACUGAUGUGGUGACAGAAUUAAGACGACAACUAAUGGCUGCUGAGGAAGAAGACAGUUUAUCAUAUCCUCCUCUGAAUGUGACCACUGGAAACCAUACAUGCAUCCUUUUUUAUGCUAGUAAUUUCAGCCUCAAAGCCAGCAGUUCAGUUUUAAUAGAUUUGACAAAUGCAACAUUUGUAACACAGAAUGUGGAUAUUUCUGCCUCUGAGUGCUCAGACAGCAAUACAACACUGUCAUUAAAAUACACAAAACCAGUGAAUGGAAUCAGCAGCCUAGAGAUAAGGUUUUUAAUGAACAACAAGUUCUAUGAAGGCUCCGCCAGAAAAUGGUCCACUUUAGAUUCAGUUGAGAUUGUACAAGAUGGAGAAAAGCUUGCUAAAUUUAAUGUUUCUGCUAUCUCUGCCCCUGCAGAGUAUUCAUUUCAUUGUCAGCUGGUGGGAACAAGCAAUCUCUAUCCUGCAAGGCUAGUUCCAUCCAAUGAUGAGGCAAAAAAUUGGGAUGUUUUCAUUUCCAAGUUGCAAAUUCAAGGCUUCAACAUUAUAAACAACCAGUUUUCCUACGCAAGUGACUGUACAGGUUUCUUCACUCCUGCAAUCUGGAUGGGCUUGGUAACAUCUAUAAUUUUACUAUGGAUCCUGACCUAUGGAAUCCAUAUGAUCAUGCAGCUCACAACAAACAACAGAUUUGAUGAUCCCAAAGGUCCAGCUCUGUCAGUUCCUCAGACAGAAUAGCCAUGGAUUGACUUAAUGACACUGUGGCUUUUCCUGGUCUGAUGUUUAUGAUUUUUAUAACCUUUUUACUUCAUAUAUAUAUAACUUGAAAAGAUACCAUAGGAAAAUCAGAUAAUUAACCUACAUAUAAAAGUGAUCCUUAUGUUUGGCAACAAUAAUAAUUCUAUUUGUUAUUACGAUCAUUUGUUAACAGCUUUUUGUGUUAAGGUUCUGAAGUGAGACUGUAGAGGUUAUUACUGUCUCUGGCUAUUAGAAAGGCCAUUCAAAACUUCCUUCAGAUUAACUUUUAUUGACAAAGAAAGCAUACCACAACAUAGAUAACUGGGAAGGAUAAAAUAUUGUUGAUGGGAAACUAUAUAUUGAAAAUACUGGUAUCUCUAAAGGCUCUUCAGUAAAUAUGUCAUGAUGAUGCUACAACUUAAGAAAUUUUAACUGUGUUUUGAAAUUUUAUCUCUUGAGUAAAACAUCCAGAAAUGUACAGAAGUAAUAAAGUGUAAGUCACUAAA